This is a messenger RNA of Symbiodinium necroappetens, 7506 nucleotides long. Lineage: Eukaryota; Dinophyceae; Suessiales; Symbiodiniaceae. The record is from the annotation of a GenBank genome assembly.
AUGGGCCAGCGUGCAUGCACUUGCUGCCUGAAACGUGAAGCGGAGUUCCAAGAGCUGCCCCGGGUGCUCUCAGAUCCCAGAGCCAGGCACGCAUCGCAGGCGCAAGCCAGGCAUGUCCUUGGCCCUGCGGGCCCUGAGGGCCUUGCGACCGGCAGCUGCCUGCUUUGUCGGGAAGUCGCUGCGAACACGAUGUGUCUUCCCUGUGGCCAUCUGCUCAUCUGUUACAGAUGCUCACUCCGCUAUGCUUUGCCGGAUGGCUCCCUCCACCCGGAUGUGAGAUGUCCAAACUGUAAAGUCUCCGUCAAGAGCUUCCAGCGAGUCCUGCUCCAGACAGCUUCAACUAUGACAAGGCUUAGCGAGAUGGAGCGCACUCGGGCCUUGUCCACAAACGGUGAGGCAGCAUCAAGCCGGCUGUCCUUUGCUUCGAAGCAGAUGGACGAGCUGGUUACCAAGUCGGAACUCGGAACCCUCCAGCGAGAUGGGUCCUUCAAGGACAGUCUCGGGCAAAAGCUCUUCACUGCCGAUGCAAACGGCGACGGUGCGCUGACGCGUGCCGAGUUCCAGACUGGCCUUGCCACUGUUGCCAGCACCUCGUCCAGUGACAUCGGGACUCUUUUCCAGGAAGUGCGUUCAAAGUACUGGCUUACAACAAAGCGCCAGUAUUGCUGCAACAUGCAGGGCAUCUGCUCCUUCGAUGGGCCGCCGGUGACACCUACGACAGAAACAACCACAGAGGGCCCAUCAUACGAUUGUCAUGAAGACUAUGACAAUAGACUGAGCUGGCCGGAGCAUAAGCGAGCAUGGUGCUGUGCACGCUAUCAUGUGGCUUGCUUCCAAGCUCCGACAGAGCUGUACCACUGCGACCAUGGCUUUGGUUCCUGGCAAACGACGUGGUCCCCCCACAAAAAGGCAUGGUGUUGCUUCCACCUUGGCAAAGGCUGCGACUUCCACUACGGCCACUCUCACACUCACUACUACGUCGUCCACCAUGCAGCCUACGAUUGCCAAGCAGGAUUAUCCAACUGGAAGGCUGGCUGGUCGGAGAACAAGAAAUCAUGGUGCUGUCAGCACGAAGGGACUGGAUGCGUUGCUCAAUUCGACUGUCAUGCUGGCCUCGCCAACUGGGAAGCUGGCUGGUCGCCACACAAGAAGUUAUGGUGCUGUUCUCACUUCGGUCUUGGCUGUGCGGACUCCACGCCCAAGCCCUUCGACUGCUUGGUGCUGCGCUCACGAGGACAAGGGAUGCGAGAGCGGAUCAGGGAUGGGAGCAUCCGCUAUGGCAACACAUGGUUCGUAUUAUCUUACGGGGCAGAGCUAUCAGACCCAUCACUAUCACUAGACAGCGAGCACCCGGCCGGGCUGCAGAACCGCAAUGGUGUGGCAGAUCGCAUGCGCCCGAAAGCACGGGUCUCAGAUGGCACCGGCACUGUCGCCAGCGACGCCUUGUUCAGCUCGUUCUCCGAAAGCUGCGAGUGGAUGCAGCACAAUGGAAUCGGUGACUUUAUCGAGACUGCAUCCUGCGCUGUGUUCUUCGAGCACCGCCGCUGUCCAAGACACUGCGGAGCACUCUUCACUGGCAAGGAAGCAGCACGACAUUUAGCUCACGAGUGUCCCAAUCGGGAGGAGAUUUGUCCAUAUGGCUGUGGUGACCGACUGUUUGGACAUGAAAUUGACGACGGUGGAGAGCAUCCGCCUGAGUGUCCAAUGAACUUAGCCCUGGUGAGGGUGGAAGCUGCUCUUGAAGCGUCUGCAGUAAAGGAGUAUCGGCUUGCGCUGGAGAACGUCUAUGUCGAGCGUGACCGGGCACGAGCGCGCUUCAAAGCUCGCGGCGAGAGGGAUCCCGGUCCUGUUUUCACGACUCCUCACUGCCAGCAGCGAGUCCGAAGAGUGGAAGCCGAGGGCCUGAAUUUGCUCACCCGAGCCCGGAGAGCCUCCAAGGAGAAACUUCAGUGGGUUAUUGCUUUGGCAGCUUUGGGACCGGGGGAUGGCACGGCUUCAUCGCAAGUGCCUCCGGGUGCGGCAAGAUAUUGGGACACCAUGGAUGUCAGCAAGGAGUACACGCGCUCCUCGCGUCCCUGGGACAUGGGUGCGCCUAUUCUCGAUCCACUGCUGCAAACCUUGCAAGAUGCGAGGAUUUGUGGUGCGGACAGUAAGCUUCGGCGAAAAGCAGAGGCUCUUCUGUUUAUGGCAGUCCGUCGGUGCCUGGAGGCGGCGUUGGUGACAGAAGUGAGCAGAGGUGAUGCUGUGCGCGAGUCCCUGCUCAUUGCUGAUGAGGCCAUGGAGGUCUGCGAACUGGAGGAUUGCGGAGACUUGCGCGACCUCUGCGCCCUCGCUGAGAAGGAGGUGCUGCGAACGACCUUGAGAAGCCUCCAGACCACCUGCAAGGAAUUCCACCAGGCGGUGAAGGAUGGUGACAUCGAGCUUGCCAAGUGGCUGCUGGACAGAGAGAAGGCAAAUCCUUCUAUCACCGACCCGGAUACGGGCAUUCCGCCUUUGGUGAUGGCUGUCAAGGCCGGAGACAUUGCCAUGUGCGAGCUGCUUCUGGAUCGCGGUGCCGACGUCGAUGCGCGCUGCAGCUCGGACGGUACUUCCUCCCUACACUGGGCCUGCCAUAGCCGGACGUUCCGCGUUGUCAAGCUUCUGCUAGAACGGCGCGCCAAUCCGCGACUCCAGGACAAGCGUGGGCACGAUCCACUUGUGAAGUUGGUCAGGAGAGACUUCUCCAGUCCAGCAGAUGCCUGCGUCCUUUCGUGGCAAAAGCAAGACUCUCACCGCUUGGCUGGCCCCGAGCUCAAGGGCUGCGGCGGCUUCAUGACGAUUGAGGCUGCGAAGGUGGCAGCAGAGAGUUGUGAUUGCGUGGGCUUCUCUGUCCACGAGCUGGUUCCUGGGGCGGAAUGGUCUGAGGAGUGUUUCCACAUCACGAUGCACGGUCCUGGAUGCGCGUCUGCCAUUCCAAGCAAUGUGGCAACGACAGAGGACGAGGCCUCGGAUCUCGUGUGGUCGCAUCUCGAUGUCGCAUGGACUUCCUUCCUAAAGGUCAAGAACGACCCAGCCCAUGAUGUCUCUGCACUUCUUGCAGUCGGGGCAGAUCCCUGCUCAGAGGAUUUAAAGGGCUUGACAGCUUUGCACCACCAUCUCCUGACAGCACCCGGUGGUGGCUGUGCUGCAUGCGUCUCCGCGCUACUUCGAGGUGGUGCCGAUGUGAACCACCGAGACAUCGGCCGUCAAGUUACACCCUUCAUCCUCGCCAUCCAGACCAAGCGGACGGACUUGGUUCGCUUGAUGCUCAAGUCUGCAUGGCCAACCCCCGAUGUGGACUGCAAGGCUCCAGAUGGCACCUGUGCCCUCGCUCUAGCAACAGCUCUUGGGGCUCGGGAGAUUGCGGACAUGCUCCGAAAGGCAGGUGCUUCUGAUUGGGCCGAUGCAGAGCUCAGACUGGGCAGCAGGACUAUCUUCACAUUCGACACCAGAAACCCGCCAGUGAACAAUUAUCGGCUCAAGUCUCGGGGGGACCAGAGGUCGGGAAGACCUGGUUGGCUUCCCCUUCCCCCCGGAGUGGGCAGUAGGCCCACGAUGGUUCUGGAGAGUCGACUCGCCGACCUGCUACAAGGGCAGGCAAAGAAGUUUAUUCAUGGUUUCAACGCGGAGCACCUGAACCUAGGCCUUUUGAGCGGCUUCCUAGAGCUUCGGAAUUUGGCGCUUAACCCCGAGCCCGUCGAUGACUUGUUGCUCGGAAGCGACCUGCCUUUUGUUCUCAAGGCUGGCACGCUUUCCUCAGCCAUGCUUCAGCUGUCCAUCAUGCAGGGCGAGCUGGAGAUUAUCAUCGAUGGGCUCGACUUAGUCUUGGCUCCGGCCUGCAGAUGGCUUAGCCGAGAAGAGGUGUACCAGCACCGCACCAACGAGAUGGAGCGUCUAGAGUUUGUGCACAUGCGGAGCCAGACACAGCGGCGAAGCUUGGAGCGCGAAAUGUUUCGCAAGUUGUUCGUAGAUUACCUGUCCCGAAUACGAGUCACUGUGAAAAAUGUGCAUGUGAGACUGGAGAUCGAAGGCGAGCUGCAUGACAACCCUGAACCGGAGAUGUUGGCUUCGGCUUUAGUUUUCAGGCAGGCUUUCGUGGCAAUGUGGUUCGUGCUGCGUAUUGGCAUUGUUGUCGUUACAGAAAGCCAAAGUGGCGAGGAUGCUCGCAAGUCUGAGCUUCUCCUUGCCGAGAGCGUUCAUCUACGAGGUUUGCAGUUGUACCAGGAAUUUGCAGGCACAUCGAAGGUGCAUGUCCCGUGGGAUGUUUACCAUUCAACAAGAUCGAGUGAAUUUGGUAUCUUCCAGAAGCUGUCGCAAGUUGAGUUUGUCCGCGGCUUGAACCAAACCCGGGAUGCUCAUUUAGCAUUCCCAGCCUGUCAGCAGCUCAUGCCGUCCACGGACAUGUCCAUCAAGGUGGAUUUGAAGUCCCAGGCUUUGUUCACAGACUGUCAUGUGGAAAACUGCUUGGCGUUGGAGGUUGCCCUUUGCUUGCAGAAUCUUUCUCGUCUUCGUUUCACAGCCAGCAUUGUCGAAGGCAUCCGCUGGCUUGUCCGAAGGACUCUGGACUUCCAGAUGUGGCCCUUCCUGCAUGCGCUGCACGGCAAGCCUGCUACUGGGCGUGGCAGAUGGCAUGUAAUUCGCAGCUUUGUUGCCCUGAAGCGGCGGAUCCAGUCGAAUGCCUACGCACUGCAAGAUGCAGUUCGAAUGCGAAUCAACUGCAAGGAGUAUAUUCGGUUGUACAAGAAGAAGUUCAACGGUCCUCAGAGUUCUUUUGCCUGGCGUCGAUCCUUGCCGGCUCUGACAGCAGAGGAUGCAACAACACUCGGACUGAUUGAGUUGUCCUAUCCUGCUGACAAGCUCGUAAACUUUCGGCUGAUGGCACAGACCGAGAUGAAGACCGAGACAUCCAUCAACUGCUACGCAGAAGAAGGCACAAUGCCUGCGAGAAGUCCCAGGUCGAACUUGUCCUGGCAGGUGCGGGAGCUGACGCCAAUGGAGCAGCUCCACUUGCACGGGCAGCAUGGAUUUGGAACUAACAUCUUCCGCGGUUUGCCACCGCCUCCUUCCAACUUGAAGGUCCGGAUCGACAUCGUCGCUCCCGAUGGCUUGUGGUGGGUUUGUAGUCUAAGCACAGCUGCUACAUCCAGACAACCAGAUAGCUGGGCUGUUGCGGUGGACUCACGGCAGCCCAUACGACUACUGCUGGUUGACAGCAUCACAGACAACAGCGUCUUCGCCACCAUGGAAGUGCCGCGUGCGAAGCAGAAUGACCGUCCCCUGGCUUUGCUGCUCGGACGGACCGAGGAGGCUUUCGCUUCCAGUUCUCCUGGCCGCCGUGCUGACGGUCCUGAUGCAGGACAAGGUGGCACGGGUCCUGCCGAGUGGUGCUCGGUGCUCGAGUUCGACGGUUCCCUCUGCUGCUGGGGGCAGGUAAAGACCGUGCCUAUGUGUGCUUCACACAGUCCCUGGGACAUCUUUGCCAGCUUCAACUGUGGAACCGUGAUUGACCACGAGCUCCGCCAGAACGACACGAGCUUUGGGAGGGUCUCUCCAAUUGAAGAGGUCUUGAGCGCAGGCUUCUCAAAGGGCAGCAACGCAACGAAGUCUCCCACAAUUCGCGAGGAGGCGGCGUAUGUGCGGCUGAACUUGCCUUUGCGACUGGCAAGUGGGCAGGAGGGGCCACUUGUGGAAUUCUUGCGCUGGUGCAUGGCACCUGCCCCAAAGAUGAGAUGGCCCCACGCAGGAUCCCAGCAGUCCGCUUUGGCCUACCUCGCUGUGCUGGUUCGAAGCGGCUAUGACCUCGCUGCACUUCGAGCACACAUCUCCUUGCCACCACUCCUGCUAAAAGGAGUGAGCGGCCUCGACGCUGAGCCGGAGGGUCUGGCGCCGCUCUGCCUCCCACGGCUGGAAGCGGCUUGCCAUGUGGAGCACGGAGGUUUGGUCGACGGUUUCGUGGUAGGAAUGCACAACCUGUACAACUUUGCGAACAUGGUGGCGACGAUGCCGGGAAUGAAACGACCACAGGCGGCCAAUUCCCUCCCGGCCCCAAUGGGCCGGCGGCACGUGUCCGGCAACGCCCAGCCGCUGUCGCUCGAGCCGCUUGAGCAGGCUCCCCCAGUGAUGCUUGCUCUGGGAGCCUUGCUGACAGCCACCGCGUUGGUGCUUUCUGGUGGUCGGAAGCGGAAUGGGACGGAAUCAUCGACGACAUCUGCGGCACCUGCGAUGCAACGCUCCGAGCUGUUGUCCCUGACCCAGGAGCACGGCCUUGCAGGGCUCGUUCACCAAGUUGGCCCAGGUGAUCCACUUGCAGGCAUCACGCUGAUAUCCACACUGAGAAGCCUUGGAAGAGCGGCACCGUCUAACCAGGUUAGCACCAGCCAUCGCAGCGCAACGAGUGUGGACACCCGAGACACCGGCGUGUCAGCAGCCAUCACCUCAUCAGGGCCCAUUGGUCAGGCUUUGCUGGAGAAGGUGAACUCAGUGUCCGCCAAGGCAGAGGCUUUGUUGGGUACGCGUCGCCCUCCUCUCUCCAGCCGAGCGCCCCAGUCCCUUGGUGAGAAGCUGGUGGAUCUGACGGAGCGCCUUGGACAGCUGGAGAAGCUAUUGGAUGACCUUCGCACGCGUGGCGCUGGCGUCUUCAGCCCACCUGCGCGAGUGGCACCACCAGGCAGGGCUUCCACGCUCUCGGCCGAGGCGGCGGCAGAGGCUUCAGUCAAGGCGGUUGCAAAAUCUCUUCUUGAUGCGGCCCGCAACCGCAGCCCAAGUGGCACCAAGACACAAACCGCUCACAUGCAUGUGACACCGCCUUCGGUGGUUCAGGCCAAACCGGCCGCUGGAUGUGCAGUCGUGAGACACCCAUCACAGCCAUCACGUUCCACAACGCCCGUGACUACAUCGCGGAUACGCACCCCUGGCUCAACUGUGAGCUCACAAACACCCUCCUUCGCCAGUCCACCUGCGGGGGGUUUGACGCCUCCCCCCGGCCUCUUCUUGCCCAUCACGAGCUUGAUGACGCCGGGCUUCAGCACACCUACAGCGGAGUCUCUGGCGAUCAAUGCCAACAGACACUUGAAUGGAAUGAAGACUCCAGGUGGCUCGACGCCGCGCACGAACUUGUCGAUGUUCGCCGGUACUCCCCUGGGCCAGAGCUGGGAAGGGCGCUUCUCCCCAGCGCCUCCACCGCUGAUGCCGGUCUCCAGCCGCAGUCCCUCACUGAAUCGCACUCCUGCAGCUCCAGCCCCUUUCCAGUACGCUGGGACGGUGCAGCUCCCGCCGAAGCUUCCCGUUCAGGAGGCUGAGGGGAAGAUCCGGCAGUGGUUGGACACCAUUCCUAUUGGGAACGGCGCUGAGCGGGGCUGGGACGAUGCUCAGAUCCGGGAAAUCGCGGAGUUCGCGGCCUCCCAACAAAACCUUCAACACCUCUCGGCCGAGCAACUCUACCAAAGGUACGUGGAGCACCAAGUCGCCCAGGCAGAGGCUUCCCAUUGA